Molecule: messenger RNA, 7958 nt
Organism: Merops nubicus (carmine bee-eater)
Lineage: Eukaryota; Metazoa; Chordata; Aves; Coraciiformes; Meropidae
Gene: USP24
Product: ubiquitin specific peptidase 24
Exons: 66
Coding region: 196-7482 (2428 amino acids)
Biological process (GO): protein deubiquitination
Cellular component (GO): nucleus; cytosol
Molecular function (GO): cysteine-type endopeptidase activity; cysteine-type deubiquitinase activity
Source: RefSeq, a predicted model, not a curated record
GAUGAAAAUGGGAAUUGCUCUGGUGAAGGUAUUGAGUUUCCAACAACUAACUUGUACGAGCUGGAGAGCAGAGUUUUAACAGAUCACUGGUCCAUACCCUAUAAGAGAGAAGAGUCUUUGGGCAAGUGCCUAAUUGCAUCCACCUACCUGGCAAGACUGGGUCUUUCUGAUUCUGAUGAGAAUUGCAAGAGAUUUAUGGACAGAUGCAUGCCUGAAGCAUUUAAAAAGCUGUUGACAUCCAGUGCUGUUCAUAAAUGGGGAACUGAAAUCCAUGAAGGAAUAUACAACAUGCUUAUGCUGCUAGUGGACCUGGUUGCAGAAAGAGUAAAACAAGAUCCUAUUCCUGUGGGCCUGCUCGGUGUGCUUACGAUGGCAUUUAACCCUGACAAUGAAUAUCAUUUCAAGAAUCGAAUGAAGGUGUGCCAGAGAAACUGGGCAGAAGUCUUCGGGGAGGGGAACAUGCACGCUGUCUCACCCAUAUCCACUUUUCAGAAGGAACCUCAUGGGUGGCUGGUGGAUCUGGUAAACAGGUUUGCAGAGUUGGGUGGAUUUUCAGCAAUUCAGUCCAAACUCAAUUCAGAAGAUAUUGAACUUGGGGCAAUCUCUGCAUUAGUUCAGCCAUUUGGAGUUUGUGCAGAAUACCUGAACUCUUCUGUAGUACAGCCCAUGCUGGAUCCAGUCAUUCAUAAAAUGAUUAAAUAUGUACAGAAUGUAGAAGAGAAGGACUUGAAAGACAAGAGACUAGUCAGUAUCCCUGAGCUCUUGUCUGGUAUCAAACUGCUGUGUAUGCGCUUCCAGCCUGACUUGGUGACUGCAGUAGAUGAUUUAAGGCUGGACAUUCUGCUGCGCAUGUUAAAAUCUCCUCACUUCAGUGCAAAAAUGAAUUCCCUCAAAGAGGUCACAAAAUUAAUAGAAGACAGCACUGUAUCCAAGUCAGUGAAGAAUGCAAUAGAUACAGACCGACUGCUAAACUGGCUGGUAGAAAAUUCUGUCCUGUCCAUUGCUCUAGAAGGUAACAUAGACCAGGCACAAUACUGUGAUCGUAUAAAGGGAAUUAUUGAACUGCUGGGCAGUAAACUAUCUUUAGAUGAGCUCACUAAAAUUUGGAGAAUUCAGUCAGGACAAUCUUCUACUGUGAUUGAAAACAUACAUACCAUUAUUGCUGCAGCUGCUGUGAAGUUUAGCUCUGAUCAGCUCAAUCAUUUAUUUGUUCUAAUCCAAAAGAGCUGGGAGACAGAAAGUGAUAGAGUGAGACAGAAGCUAUUGAGCCUGAUAGGGCGCAUUGGUCGAGAGGCACGAGUGGAGACAACCACUGGAAAGGUUCUGGAGGUGCUUUGGGAACUGGCUCACCUUCCAACGUUACCGUGUAGUCUUAUCCAGCAGGCCUUGGAGGAACAUCUGACAAUCCUCAGUGAUGCCUAUGCAGUGAAAGAGGCAAUCAAAAGAAGCUACAUCAUCAAAUGCAUAGAGGAUAUUAAGAGGUCGUCCCAGCACAAUAAUCCUCAGUUUGUGUGGGUGGUGCCAGCCUUACGUCAGCUCCAUGAAAUCACACGUUCAUUCAUUAAGCAAACUUACCAAAAGCAAGACAAGAGCAUUAUUCAAGAUUUAAAGAAAAACUUUGAAAUAGUGAAGCUGGUGACAGGAAGCUUAAUAUCAUGCCACCGUUUGGCUGCAUCUGUGGCAGGCCCAGGAGGGCUCGUUGGAGCAACCUUAGUGGAUGGCAGAUACACUUACCGGGAGUAUUUGGAGGCACAUCUAAAAUUUUUGGCAUUUUUUCUGCAAGAAGCCACCCUUUAUUUGGGCUGGAAUCGUGCCCGGGAGAUCUGGGAAUGCCUUGUAACCGGCCAGGAUGUUUGUGAGUUAGAUCGAGAGAUGUGCUUUGAGUGGUUCACAAAAGGACAGCAUGAUCUAGAGAGUGAUGUACAGCAACAGCUCUUCAAAGAGAAAAUUCUUAAACUGGAGUCAUAUGAAAUUACUAUGAAUGGUUUUAGUUUAUUUAAGACUUUCUUUGAAAAUGUGAACCUAUGUGACCAUCGACUGAAGAGGCAGGGAACUCAAUUGAGUGUAGAAAAACUGGAAUUAAUAGGAAUGGAUUUCAUUUGGAAGAUUGCAAUGGAGUCACCUGAUGAGGAAAUUGCCAAUGAAGCCAUACAAUUGAUAAUAAAUUACAGCUAUAUUAACCUAACUCCUAGAUUGAAAAAGGAUUCAGUAUCCCUGCACAAGAAAUUCAUUGCAGAUUGCUACACACGAUUAGAGGCAGCCAGCUCUGCACUUGGUGGUCCAACAUUAACACAUGCUGUUACAAGAGCUACAAAAAUGCUUACAGCAACUGCUAUGCCUACAGUAGCAACAUCAGUUCAGUCUCCUUACAGGUCAACUAAACUUGUAAUAAUUGAGAGGCUGCUGCUGUUGGCAGAGCGUUAUGUGAUAACAAUAGAGGACCUUUACUCUGUUCCCCGAACCAUUCUACCUCACGGUGCCUCUUUCCAUGGACAUCUUUUAACUCUUAAUGUUACCUACGAGUCUACCAAAGAUACCUUCACCAUAGAGGCUCAUAGCAACGAAACUGUAGGGAGUGUCAGGUGGAAGAUAGCAAAGAUGUUGAAUUCACCCGUGGAUAAUAUACAAAUAUUUGCCAAUGACAGCCUGCUAACUGUAAACAAAGAUCAGAAACUACUCCACCAGUUGGGCUUCUCUGACGAACAAGUCCUUACAGUAAAAACAUCAGGAAGUGGGACUCCAUCAGGGAGCUCUGCAGAUUCCUCAACCAGUUCCAGCAACAGCAGCAGUGUAUUUAGUUCAUCCUAUGCAAUGGAACAGGAGAAAUCUCUCCCUGGAGUAGUCAUGGCUCUCGUGUGUAAUGUGUUUGAUAUGCUUUACCAGCUUGCCAAUCUAGAAGAGCCAAGGAUAACGCUGAGAGUGAGGAAGCUUCUGCUCUUGAUUCCCACUGACCCAGCUAUUCAGGAGGCUCUUGAUCAGCUUGAUUCCCUGGGAAGGAAGAAAACACUGCUCUCAGAAUCGAGUUCUCAGUCUUCAAAAUCGCCAUCCUUGUCUUCAAAACACCAACAUCAGCCCAGUGCUAGUUCAAUACUAGAAAGUCUUUUCAGAUCUUUUGCUCCAGGCAUGUCCACCUUCAGAGUGCUCUACAACUUAGAGGUACUGAGCUCCAAGCUGAUGCCAACUGCUGAUGAUGAAAUGGCAAGAAACUGUGCCAAGUCUUUCUGUGAAAACUUCCUCAGAGCAGGAGGUUUGAGUUUGGUGGUGAAUGUGAUGCAGAGAGAUUCCAUCCCAUCGGAAGUAGACUAUGAAACAAGGCAGGGAGUCUACUCCAUCUGCCUGCAACUUGCAAGGUUCUUGCUUGUUGGCCAGACAAUGCCUACCUUACUGGAUGAGGAUUUCAUUAAAGAUGGGGUAGAAGCAUUGUCCUCACGCCCCUUCCGGAACGUCAGCCGACAAGCAAGUAGGCAGAUGUCCAUCUGUGGAACACCUGAGAAGUCAUCCUACCGACAGCUCUCUGUGUCUGAUAGAUCCUCCAUUAGGGUAGAAGAAAUCAUUCCAGCAGCAAGAGUUGCCAUACAAACUAUGGAGGUGAAUGAUUUCACUUCCACAGUGGCCUGCUUCAUGAGACUCUCUUGGGCUGCUGCUGCAGGACGACUGGACCUCGUGGGAAGUAGUCAGCCAAUAAAAGAGAGCAACACUUUAUUUCCUGCUGGGGUUCGAAACAGACUUAGCAGCUCAGGAAGUAACUGCAGCUCAGGAAGUGAAGGAGAGCCGACUGCACUGCAUGCUGGUAUCUGUGUGAGGCAGCAGUCUGUGUCCACCAAAGAUGCUCUGAUUGCUGGAGAAGCCUUGUCUCUCUUGGUAACCUGCCUUCAGCUACGCAGUCAGCAGCUAGGAUCUUUUUAUAAUUUGCCAUGUGUUGCUGAUUUCAUCAUAGACAUACUACUUGGAUCACCAAGUGCUGAGAUUCGUCGUGUUGCCUGUGACCAGCUGUACACCCUUAGUCAGACAGACACCUCAGCUCACCCAGAUGUACAAAAGCCAAACCAGUUUCUCCUGAGUGUUGUUCUUGGUGCCCAGCUGCCUCUUUGGUCACCAACCAGCAUCAUGAGAGGAAUCAACCAGAGACUUUUGUCCCAGUGUACAGAAUAUUUUGACCUGAGAUGUCAGUUACUGGAUGACCUCACAUCAUCAGAAAUGGAGCAGCUAAAGAUCAGCCCAGCUGCCAUGUUAGAAGAUGAGAUCACCUGGCUAGACAACUUCGACCCCAACCGCACAGCUGAGUGUGAGACCAGUGAAGCUGAUAAUAUCCUGUUAGCAGGACACUUGAGGCUCAUCAAGACUCUCCUUUCACUCUGUGGGGCAGAGAAGGAAAUGGUUGGUUCCUCUUUGAUUAAGCCAUUGUUGGAUGAUUUCCUCUUCCGAGCAUCCAGGAUUAUCCUGAACAGCCAUUCUCCAGCAGGCAGUGCUGCAAUCAGUCAGCAGGACUUUCAUCCAAAGUGCAGCACAGCAGAUAGCCGCUUAGCAGCUUACGAAGUGUUGGUAAUGCUGGCUGAUAGCUCACCUUCCAAUCUCCAGCUCAUUACAAAAGAGCUGCUUUCCAUGCAUCACCAGUGUGACCCUGCACUUACCAAGGAGUUUGAUUAUCUUCCACCAGUGGAUAGUCGCUCCAUUUCGGGAUUUGUGGGACUCAAGAAUGGAGGUGCUACUUGUUACAUGAAUGCAGUCUUCCAGCAGCUAUAUAUGCAACCUGGUCUUCCAGAGGCCUUGCUUUCCAUUGAUGAUGAUACAGACAAUCCAGAUGACAACGUGUUCUAUCAAGUUCAGUCUCUCUUUGGUCAUUUGAUGGAAAGCAAGCUACAGUAUUAUGUACCUGAGAAUUUUUGGAAGAUUUUCAAGAUGUGGAAUAAGGAACUUUAUGUCAGAGAGCAGCAGGAUGCUUAUGAAUUCUUCACCAGUCUUAUAGAUCAAAUGGACGAGUACCUCAAGAAAAUUGGAAGAGACCAAAUAUUUAAGAAUACUUUUCAAGGAAUCUUCUCUGAUCAGAAGAUCUGCAAGGAUUGUCCUCACAGGUAUGAGCGUGAGGAAGCUUUCAUGGCCCUCAACCUAGGUGUGACUUCCUGUCAAAGCCUGGAAAUAUCAUUGGAUCAGUUUGUUAGAGGAGAAGUUCUGGAAGGAAGCAAUGCAUACUACUGUGAAAAGUGCAAAGAAAAGAGAACUACAGUGAAACGCACGUGCAUUAAGGUCUUACCUAGCCUGUUGGUGAUACACCUGAUGAGAUUUGGCUUUGACUGGGAGAGCGGACGUUCUAUUAAAUAUGAUGAACAAAUAAGGUUUCCCUGGAUGCUGAACAUGGAACCUUACACUGUGUCAGGGAUGGCUCGCCAGGACUCAUCCUCAGAAGUGGGGGACAAUGGUAGAACUGCAGAUCAAGGAGGUGGAGGCUCCCCGAGGAAGAAAGUUGCUCCCACAGAAAACUAUGAACUUGUUGGUGUGAUUGUUCACAGCGGGCAGGCACAUGCAGGGCACUACUACUCCUUUAUAAAGGACAGGAGGGGAUGCGGCAAAGGAAAGUGGUAUAAAUUCAAUGACACCGUUGUUGAAGAAUUUGAUUUAACUGAUGAAACCUUGGAAUAUGAGUGUUUUGGUGGCGAGUAUAGACCUAAAGUCUAUGAUCAAUCUAACCCUUACCCUGACGUGCGCCGGCGCUACUGGAAUGCCUACAUGCUGUUUUACCAGAGGGUGUCUGAUCAGAACUCUCCUGUCUUACCAAAGAAAAGCCGAGUGAGCGUUGUGCGUCAGGAAGCAGAGGACCUCUCACUGUCUGCUCCAUCUUCACCAGAAAUUUCACCCCAGUCAUCACCUCGACCCCACAGGCCCAACAGUGACCGUCUCUCCAUCUUGACCAAGCUGGUUCGAAAAGGAGAAAAAAAGGGACUUUUUGUAGAGAAGAUGCCCGUGCGGAUCUAUCAGAUGGUGAGAGAUGAAAACCUGAAAUUUAUGAAGAACAGGGAUGUGUACAGUAGUGACUACUUCAGUUUUGUUCUGUCAUUAGCUUCACUGAAUGCUACUAAGGUAAAGCAUCCUUAUUAUCCAUGCAUGGCAAAGGUGAGCUUACAGCUGGCAGUCCAGUUCCUCUUCCAAACCUAUCUCCGUACCAAGAAGAAACUCAGGGCCGAUACAGAAGAAUGGAUUGCCACCAUAGAUGCUCUGCUUUCCAAAAGCAUUGAUGCUUGUCAGUGGUUAGCUGAGUAUUUUGUUGGGCCAGAGGGCCGGGAACUUGUAAAGACCUUCCUCCUGGAAUGCAGUGUAAGAGAGGUGCGAGUUGCUGUAGCCACUAUCCUUGAAAAAACCCUUGACAGUGCCUUGCUUUAUCAGGAGAAGUUAAAAAGUCUACAUCAAUUAUUGGAGGUGCUUCUUGCUCUACUGGAUAAAGAUGUACCUGAAAACUGUAAAAACUGUGCUCAGUACUUUUUGCUAUUCAAUAACUUCGUACAGAAGCAAGGCAUAAGGGCUAGCAGUCUGCUCCUCAGGCACUCUGCUCUGAGGCACAUGAUCAACUUUCUCCUUGGCCCCAACCGGCAAAGUAAUCAGAACCGCAGGUGGAGCUCAGCCCAGGCACGGGAGUUUGGGUACCUGCACAACACUGUAGCACUACUCGUUUUACACUCAGACGUCUCCUUGCAAAGAAAUGUUGCUCCUGGUCUCUUUAAGCAACGUCCACCUCUAAGCAUCACCACUUCAGGUCCACUUUUGGCACUCCAUGAAGAAGUGGAAGCCUUGUUAUUCCUGUCUGAGGGAAAACCCUACUUAAUGGAGGUGAUGUAUGCGUUACGAGAGCUCACUGGGUCUCUGUCAGUGCUCAUGGAGAUGGUGGUGUACUGCUGCUUUUGUAAUGAGCACUUUUCCUUUACUGUGCUACACUUCAUCAAGACUCACCUGGAAACUGCUCCACCUCAUGAACUGAAGAACAUAUUCCAGUUACUCCAUGAGAUACUGGUUAUUGAAGACCCAUUGCAAGUAGAGCGCAUCAAAUUUGCCUUUGAAACUGAAAAUGGAUUAAUAGCCUUGAUGCACCACAGCAACCAUGUGGACAGCAGCCGUUGUUACCAGUGUGUCAAGUUCCUUGUUACUUUGGCUCAAAAGUGCCCUACUGCAAAAGAUUAUUUCAAGGAGAAUUCCCACCACUGGAGUUGGGCUGUGCAGUGGCUACAGAAAAAGAUGUCUGAACAUUACUGGGCUCCACAGAGUAAUGUAUCCAAUGAAACAUCAACUGCCAAAACCUUCCAGCGCACUAUUUCAGCACAGGACACGCUGGCCUAUGCCACAGCCUUGCUGAAUGAGAAGGAUCAGUCUGGAAGCAGUAACGGGUCAGAAGGUAGCCCUGCCAACGAGAAUGGAGAGAGGCACCUGCAGCAGGGCUCGGAGUCUCCUAUGAUGAUCGGUGAGCCUAAAAGUGACCUUGAUGAUGUUGACCCCUAGAGGAUUCCAAUGAACACAGGAAAAGAUCGACUCAAACCUUCAAUGCCUGGUACCUACUGAAACUGCAGUCCCGUUGCUUAUGCUGUUAGAAGAGUCUGGAAGAGAAGUGGCUGGAUAGGAUCAGAGGCGAUGCAGGAGGAGGUGGUUUCCCUGAAAGCUAAGAGCAUUUAUUUAGCCCCAGAUGCUUCGGAUCAAUAAAUGCUCUAGAGAACUGCAUCCUGGCGUGCAGUAGCAUAUGACAGUCCAGACACUGAAAACAGUUUGUCAAGAAGAUUUUAUCAGAUAACACAAACGCUAGUGGUUGAAUUUUUAUGUGAACAUUAAAUGAGUGAAUGUAAAACUGUUGCUUUUCUGUGAUGCUGCAAAAAAAAAAAAAAAAUUCUUUUGGUUUUUAUACAGGAAAAAAAAAAAAAGACUGCCCUUAAGUAUGGAGGGCGAAUUUUUAAUCUUUCUGAUAAUAUUGAAUAGGAAUAUUC